Amorphotheca resinae ATCC 22711 is the source of this 2044-nucleotide messenger RNA. RefSeq lists its product as hypothetical. Gene Ontology annotation, molecular function: DNA binding. The record is from RefSeq and is a predicted model, not a curated record. The transcript is spliced from 3 exons. Gene Ontology annotation, cellular component: nucleolus. Gene Ontology annotation, biological process: rRNA processing; negative regulation of transcription by RNA polymerase II. Lineage: Eukaryota; Fungi; Ascomycota; Leotiomycetes; Helotiales; Amorphothecaceae. The coding region runs from base 490 to 1797 and encodes 435 amino acids.
CCCAGGGGAAAGGAUACUGUACGGUACAUUGCUCCCAGUCUCCCAGUCUCCCAGCCGCCCCCCUCCCCCCUCACUCUCCCCCCUGAGCGGCCACCCCUCCCCCUAUCUGGAUCUCGUGCCAUCCGCCAUCAGGGCCUCAAGCGCAACAGCCAGAGUCCAGACACCCAAACAGCUGCCACACCUUCGCCGAUCAGCUUAUGCAGUAAGACGCCGCGAACCUGCAUUCCGCAGCAACCGUACUCAGAGUCAGAAAUCCCUGAGCCAGAAAUAAAUAAACGAGCAGGAAGGGGAAACUCCUGGAACACUUCCCCUACAUCUAUACAUCCAGCGCCUCGUGCCAUCCGAAACGAAGACUCAAAUCCCAAAAUCUUACACCUCCCCGCGCGCUGAACAACAAGAGCACGACGAUACUUCUCGAAUUUUCAGUAUCCGAGUGACAGACCCAAUCAGAACCGGAAUCCACAAAUUUACCGCCAACGCGACUCACAAAUGGUCUCUUUUUCGUGCGAGGGAUGCGGCGACGUCCUGACGAAGAAGAAACUCGACGGACACCGCAACCAAUGUUACGGCGCAUCGUUCACCUGCCUCGAUUGCAUGGUGCAUUUCCAGGGCACUGACUAUCGUUCCCACACGAGCUGCAUCAGCGAAGCACAGAAGUACCAAGGCGCCCUGUACCGUCCCGAGAAGGAGAAGAAGAAGCAGAAUAAUUCAAAGGCUGUCGUGCCCCAUAACUCAAACGUCCAAGACAAGCAGCAUGAACACCACCACAAUUCGCAUAUCACCAUCGUGGAUCCUCCUAUGCCCGAGGCCCCAACUCCUCCGUCCGCGGUUCCCGAUUUCAAGAUGUCGCAAAAUCCGGUCAAUGUCUUUGACUUCCUCGUUGAUGGCGAGACUCCAAACUCCUCUCGACUAGAAUUACCUCCACCAGAACCGAUGCAAAUGAUUGAAGAUGCGCCAGAGGAAAACCAGGGCCGAGAGCUCGUCCACAUGCGCUCCAACGGGGCAGGAGAGAGCCUUACCAAUCUGGUUGAGUACGGAUCCGGACCCGUCCCCACCGAGCAUUACCAAACACCCGCACCGAAAUCUGAACGAGAUCGAGAACGACGAGAAAGGAAGGACCGCGAUCAUGGUCAUGAUGAGAAGAAGGAUAAGAAGCGCAAGCGCCUACACGUCGACACACGUGAACUCUCCAGCCGCGCCGACGAAGUCAUGACCGACGCCCCUCCUGUUCUGCAUUCAGGAUUGACGGGUGGCCUUAAAGCCCUGCUUUCACGACCGUCAGCCUUCCCGCCUUCCCCGGACUACUCUGGCGGUGAUCAUGAUGCGUCACCCGGAAGUCCAUUGAAGAAGACCAAACAUUCGAAACGAGACCGCGGGCGUAACCGUGUCGAUAGUAUUAGCAACAACAUCAUGUCUCUCAUCACAUCCAAUUCCUCUCGCGAACAUUCCGAAGACCGCCCCCGCCGCAAGAAGCACCACCGUCACCGCGAGGAUUCGGAACGCCCCUCGCGCAAAAUGAUUGAAUACCAACCGAUGAACGGCGAGGUCGUGCGCGAAGAUGCCGAUGCUCAGAAUCAGAUGGUCGUCUACCAACCACGAGCGGAGUUGUUGCUGAGUUUUGUUAACAAGGGACCCGAGAGUGAGAGAGGCGUGAGCAUGAAUAAGGCGUUGAAGAGAUACCACCGCGAGCGUCAUGCCAGUGGGGUUGGGUUGAGCAAGGCUGAGGAAGAGAAGGAACUCUGGAGGAGUCUGAGGAUGAAGAGGAAUGACAGAGGAGAGAUCGUGCUUUUCUUGUAAUUGGAUUUCAUUGAUACCAUGUGGUUUCUCAUCUGGACUGGCCGGCUAUGGGUAGUUGCAUUAUUGUUGCAUUUGCGCUCCAGCGGGUAUACUGGAAUCUGGGCAUACUUGGUUGAAUUAAGGCAUUUCAGUCGUGGCUCUACAGCCACUGCGUUCUCGACUCCAGAUACACACACACUGCGAUCCGUCAUAGAAAGUCUUGUAUCAUCUCAUAGAUAUACGCCUAUUAAUCCGAAAACAUAUGGGU